AUACAUAUCCCAUACGAAGAAAGAAAGAAAAACCAAACCACAUCACAUUAUGGCUAUGUUAAAACCAAUUUGCACAGUAGAAAAACCAUGUCUUCGUUUUUGCAACUUAUCAUCCCUUAGCAUACAUUCCAACCCUUUAGAAUUUCACCUCUCUAAAUCAAGAACUCCUUUUGAAGUAAAUAAAUUAAAGAAAUGUACUAUCCGAUCUUCACUAACCUUGAAUCCUGUCAGUCCUCCAGAAAUUUUCAAAGAAAACGGGAGCACCACCAAGAAAAAAUCCAAAGGACCGGCAAAUUCGUGCCCGUUUUCCCCUUUGGAAUUUUUGGAAAGAGCUUCCGUUGUCUAUGGAAAUUGCACGUCAAUUGUGUACAGUGAGACAAGUUACACAUGGUCACAAACUUACACUAGGUGCAAAAAAUUGGCCUCCUCAAUUUCAUCACUUGGUAUAAAAAAAGGUGACGUUGUUUCCGUUUUAGCCCCCAAUAUUCCAGCAAUGUACGAGCUUCAAUUCGCCGUGCCAAUGUCGGGCGCGAUCCUCAACAACAUAAAUUUUCGCCUCGAUCCACGUACCCUCUCUAUUUUGCUCAGGCACGGCGAAUCAAAGCUCGUAUUUGUGGACUACCAAGCGAGUUCGUUAGUCCUCGAGGCGAUUUCUCUCUUUCCACCUAAUAUACAACGUCCGAAAUUAAUCCUCAUAGAAGAAAAUAAUAAUCACACGUCUUCGAAUAUGAAAAAUGAGUUUAUAAAUUGUUACGAGAACGUUGUUGAAAAAGGAGAUGAAUUUUUCCAAUGGGUUGCUCCUGAGAGCGAGUGGGACCCCAUGACACUGAACUACACUUCUGGGACUACGUACGCCCCUAAGGGCGUACUACACAGUCACAGAAGUGCGUUUAUUAUGAGUGUCAUGGGGUUAAUUGAUUGGUGUGUGCCGAAGCAACCGGUGUACUUGUGGACGUUGCCAAUGUUUCAUGCUAAUGGUUGGGGAUUUUGUUGGGCUAUGGCUGCUGUUGGUGGAACAAAUGUGUGUCUUCGUCGUAGUCAUGAUGCUGCUACAAUAUAUGAAGCUAUUCACCAACACAAGGUAACUCACAUGUGUGGUGCACCAGUAGUGCUCAACAUGUUAUCAACCUAUCCAAAAAGGAAACCCCUUGAUUCGCCUGUCUACCUACUAACCGCCGGAGCACCGCCACCAGCCGCCGUCCUCGGCCGGACGGAAUCUUUGGGGUUUGUAGUAAGUCAUGGUUAUGGAUUGACAGAGACAGGAGGGCCAGCAGUGACAUGUGCAUGGAAACAAGAAUGGAAUCAUUUGACAAAUUCAGAAAAAGCAACACUCAAGUCAAGACAAGGUGUUAGGAUGGUUGGAUUCACUGAAGUUGAUGUAGUUGACCCUGAAACUGGCAUCAGCGUGGAGAGAAAUGGAAUGGCUAUUGGAGAAAUCGUUUUGAGAGGAGGUAGUGUGAUGCUAGGGUACCUUAAAGACCCCGAAGGAACAUCAAAAUGCAUGAAGAAUGAUGGAUGGUUCUACACAGGAGAUGUUGGAGUAAUGCACUCAGAUGGAUACUUAGAAGUGAAGGACAGAUUGAAAGAUGUGAUAAUUUGUGGUGGGGAGAACAUAAGCAGUGUGGAAGUUGAGUCAAUUUUGUACAAGCACCCGCUGGUGAACGAGGCUGCGGUCGUGGCACGUCCAGACAAUUUUUGGGGCGAGACGCCUUGUGCGUUUGUCAGCUUGAAAAUUGAUGCACAGAAGGUGACGGAGAAGGCAUUGAGGGAGUUUUGCAAAGAGAAUUUGCCGCUUUACAUGGUGCCAAGAACGGUUGUUAUCGAAGAAGAGCUUCCAAAGACUGCUACAGGGAAGAUUCAAAAGUAUUUGCUCAGAGACAAAGCCAAGUCACUGAUGUAGGCAUGAAUCCAAAUUAGUCGAGUUCAGUUGGUCUUGAAUAACGGAUGGUUGGACAGAGUUCCAACGUUCAAUUCUUAGCCACGAGUUCAAACGUGGCUAAGAAUUUAAAUAUUAAAUAUUGCUAAUUAAUGUGUGUUUCAAUAUAUUUGUAUGUAUCAUGUAUACAUAAACUGGGAGAUUGAGGCAUAUCCGAAGGUGGGGGUUACAUGCACCCAUGUUAAUUCUCCACGUUAGAUCAUGUAUAGUAAUGUUGUAUCUCCUCAAAACUACUGAAAUAUAUAUAUGUGUGUGGU
Molecule: messenger RNA, 2193 nt
Organism: Lycium ferocissimum
Lineage: Eukaryota; Viridiplantae; Streptophyta; Magnoliopsida; Solanales; Solanaceae
Product: 2-methylpropanoate--CoA ligase CCL4-like
Exons: 3
Coding region: 50-1900 (616 amino acids)
Source: RefSeq, a predicted model, not a curated record